Messenger RNA from Physella acuta, 2543 nucleotides. RefSeq names its product ankyrin-1-like. The record is from RefSeq and is a predicted model, not a curated record. NCBI's taxonomy places the organism in Eukaryota, Metazoa, Mollusca, Gastropoda, Physidae. Gene Ontology annotation, molecular function: protein binding. Gene Ontology annotation, biological process: intracellular signal transduction.
GCGACCCACUUACAUCAAGUAGGGCUGAUCUACCUUGGCUAAACCGGAUAAUAUGUUUAAUAUAAUACUAUAUAUGGUCCUAUAGAACAACAAUCGAAAAUAUGAAUAGAUUAUUGCCAGGAGUUUUCAUUUUCAGCGGUGCGAUCGUAUUACUCGGAUAUUUUGUUCAAAUGACAAGUCAGCCGAACCUAUACUAUUCUCAACGAUACUGUCGUUAAGUCACAACAAGCACGCAGACAGAUAAAACUAACAAAACUAUAAAACCAAAGCCGCACUAGCCGCACUAGAUAACUUAUAGAUCUAGAUCUAGAAAUCUAGGUCUCUAUACUAACUACUGUGACAACAUAACUAAAAGAUGAAUGAAUCAAGCAGAGAUAUAAUUUCUGAUCCUGUCCCGUUUGAUGAAGAAUGUGCAGAUAUUCCAGAAAACGAAGAUGUCGCUUUUAAAGCCAUCAGAUUCAAUGACUUUUCAGCUGUCGAGCGCCGCAUUCAUGAAGGUUUCAAUAUUAACAGUAGACACCAAGAGUGCCCUGGUGACAAAAUAUUCUCCAUCAAGGAUCAAACUAAAAUGAUGCCAACUCUGAGACUCAAAGAAUAUUCCAUACUGCAUGUGGCUGUCAUCCAUGGAUCCAUUGAGAUGAUCCAGCUACUAUUUACCCAUGGAGUAGAUGUUAAUGCUGUUGAUUUCAAUAAGUUUUCUCCCCUAGUCAUAGCAGUGGCUGUCAAGCGUUUGGAUGUCGUUAGGUUGUUAAUAAAUAAUGGAGCAGAUGUUGAUCUUCAAAGUACCAGUGGCAGAACACCCCUCAAAGUUGCAAUAGAAAAUAACCACCUCGCAAUUGUGCAAGAGUUAAUCAAGGCAGGUGCAGAUCUAGAUCUACCAGAUGGUCAGGGGACUACACCCUUGUUUAUGUGUUUGAAGUCUAAGAAUUAUGCGGAUAAAAAUAUAGUAGCUGCAUUAAUUAAAGGUGGCUGUAAUGUUAAUCUGACAAACAAACAAGGUGCAACUCCUUUGAUGAUGGCUGCGGCUAUGGGAGAAAUUGAAAUCGCCAAACUUUUUCUGGAAGCAGGCGCAAAUAUAAAUAAGUUGGAUGCUUCUGGAAAAAAUGCACUUCACAUGACCUCUGGUAUUAAGAUGGCACUUUUUCUCAUCAAUCAUGGAGCAACUAGCGAUUACCCAGACAAAAAUGGCCAACAUCCAAUACAUAACGCAGUCAAGGUGGGCCAUUACGGCAGAAUUAGGCUACUCCUGGGGUCAGAUUGUCACCGGACUUCCUCCCUCUUUGAUGUACCUGCGAUCCACGAGGCGAGGAAAAACUUCCCGCUGUUUGACCGGUGGCUACAGCAGGAGCUGGAGGAGCCCCGGGAGCUCAAACGUCUGUGUCGGCAGGUCAUCAGGCAGUGCCUGAGUCCCUUCAACACAACCAGGAUAGACGAGCUGCCCAUACCUCGCUUGUUGAAGGAUUAUUUACUGGCUAGACACAUUGAUCUUUCGUACGACACCGUCAGCAUGAACAAUGCUAGUUCAGCUCUUCAGAAGCUUGAGACUAACCAGGCUCUUGUUUAUAAAUAUUUGUGAGGGGGUGGGGGGAUCCUUUUUAAUUGUAAAGAAAUGAAAUAUCUGUAUUUAAACUUUCUGUUGUAAAGUUAGAUCAUUUGUCUAAUAGAGAAUUUGAACUUGACAAUCAGAGCAAGACUUAAUCUAAAUAGAUUAGUCGAAAGGCAAGAAGGGGGGGGGGGGCGUGGGGUGCUGUCCGCACCUGAUGACACCAUUUCGGGGUGUCAUUGAUUUUUUUAAAUCAUAAAAUUUACUGAAAAAACAAUGUUUUAUCCAGCAAGAAUAGUAAAAUAGUAGUAUGCAGAGGGUUGACACAAAACCAACAAUGCUAAAUUGUUGGAGGGGGUGGGUGUGACCCUCAGUUACCACAUCAGGUGACACCUGACAUCGUGACACCACUGAUUAAUAAUAUAUCUAAUGUGUUUACACUGUACAAUACUUAAUUUCAGAAGUACAUUAAGCUGAAAUAUAUGUGUAUAUGCAAUGCUAUCUACCUAAUCUAGUUUGGUAUUUGUAGUCCACAAGUGUAUUUAUUUUAACAAGCCACUAAUUAAUUAUGGUAAAGAACAUAUUUUUCAUGUGUUUUUUUUUUCUAUUUUCAUUUCUGUUACUGAAUUUUACUUUGCACAAAGUAAUGUUUGUUAAUGAUUUCAUGUUAUAUUAUAUGAUUGUAGCUUGUUUAGCUAAAAUUGCACUAUGAUAUUAUAAUCAUUACUUAUUAUGUAAGCUAUAGGCCAUCUAAGACUGUGAAAUAAACAACAUAUCAAAUGCUUUUAUUGAAUCUUUUUUCAUGACUUGUGAAGCAAGCUGUGAUAAAGAUAAAAUAUUAUUAGCUAUCUUUCAGCCACAAAUAGUAAGCGGAGGUGGUAGUUUUCAUAAGUGCCAUUAUUAUAACAUUUUCUGUGGUUUUAUUUUUUUAUACUCUGUUUAACAACUUUAAGCUGUACUAAUUAUACUGUGAUAAUUGUUUAUUGAUCACAAUAAAGAC